AUGUCUCCUGACAGACUUGAACAUCUUUUGUCAUUAAUUGGAUCUUCAUUAACGAAAAAGUAUUGUCCCAGUAGAGAUUCUAUAUGUCCGUCGCAAAGAUUAAUUAUAACAAUUCGAUACCUUGCUACAGGAGAAUCACAACAAACUCAGUCAUUUUAUUUUCGAGUUGGCAGAGCUAAUUGGAACUUUCCACAAUGUAUAGGAGCUAUAAUUGGAAAGCAUGUACGCAUUGAAACACCUGCAAAAUCUGGAUCUUCUUUUUAUAACUACAAAGGGUUUUACAGUAUGGGUUAUUUUAAUUUACCAAAAAUUUCUGAAUUUGAUCCUAAAGUUCCACCGAUCCUUGUUGGAGAUGACAUAUUUGCACUUAAACCAUGGUUAAUGAAACCGUACCCAGGUAAAAAUCUUACUGUUCAGCAAAGAGUUUUUAAUUAUCGCUUAUCUAGAGCACGUAGAACAAUCGAAAAUAGUUUUGGAAUUUUAGCAGCUAGAUGGAGAAUAUACAGAUCUCCAAUUAAAGCAAAGCCGUUGAAAGUGGAACAUAUAAUAAAGGCUACUGUUUGUCUUCACAACUAUUUGCGUUUAACAGAUGGAGCGCAUUAUAUUCCUACUGGUUUUGUUGAUAGUGAAAGUCAUUCAGGAAUUGUUAUUUAAGGAGAUUGGAGAAAAGAAUUACAAGAUCAAGGGUGUUUGCUUGAUUUCUCAAAAUCAACAAGUAAUAGAUCUGUUUUUGAUGCAAUUGCAAUAAGAAAUACUUAUAAAGAUUAUUUUAAUUCAUGUGAAGGAAUCCUUUCGUGGCAAAUGGACUAUGUUCAAUCGUGUGGCCACAAUCCAGUUAAUAACUAGAAUGUAUGUAAUAAACAAAACUUCCUAAUAAAAGAAAAUAUGUUAUAUUUAACAAACCAAUAA
This is a messenger RNA of Hydra vulgaris (swiftwater hydra), 909 nucleotides long. The record is from RefSeq and is a predicted model, not a curated record. Lineage: Eukaryota; Metazoa; Cnidaria; Hydrozoa; Anthoathecata; Hydridae.